This is a messenger RNA of Diospyros lotus (date-plum), 795 nucleotides long. RefSeq lists its product as uncharacterized. The transcript has a single exon. The record is from RefSeq and is a predicted model, not a curated record. Bases 146 to 628 code for a protein of 160 amino acids. Lineage: Eukaryota; Viridiplantae; Streptophyta; Magnoliopsida; Ericales; Ebenaceae.
UGACCAAUAAUUAAGAAAGGGCCAAGCUCGUGAUUAUCCAGAGGUUCAUAUAAGGAGGACGUGAACUCCUCCUCUUCUUUCCGUUGCAUGUCCCUCUCUUCCAAACCAACUUUCCAUCCGAAUUUUCCCGAGAAACAAACAAACAAUGGAUAAAGUUCAACAACUACCACCCAGGCCCCUUGUCUGGGAUUGCGGAAGCUCUCUCUACGACUCCUUCGAGCUCAGAUCCUUCGAGCGCCAACUCGACUCCGCCAUAGUUUCGAGGACCCUAUCGAUGCCUCACUUAUCCGACCACAGAUCUCGCCCGCCGCCGCCGCCGCCGCUCGCACUACCGCCGCACCCGCCGCCGAACCGCCCAGUUUCCAAGAAGCCUUCGAGAUUUUCCCGGCCGUUCCAUAAGCUUCUCCGGUCCAUCUUCGGGUCAAAACAGGCCACCUGCGGCCCGUUCUUUAAGGUGCAAGAAGGAAGCAAGGAUGGAUUCUACGUUCUGUACGACAAGUCCAGUGCCCUUUCGACCAUUCCGGAGGGUCCCGAAACCGGCGGCCUCUCGCCGGAUUUGAAGUCGUUGACGCGGCGCUCUGAGUCCCACAGAUUUGCGGCCACUUCUGUAGGUAUUUCAUGUGCUUGAUGGGACUAAUUAAAGCCUUUGACUGUUAGAUUAUUAUUAUAUUGUAUCCACAGUGUGUCCAAGUAUGUGUCCAUGUUAUAUUAUAGGGUUUGUGUGACUCUCGUGUAAUAAAUAAAUAAAUAAAACUAUAGUAAAAAAAUUAAUGUUAUUAGAACCCAUUGUGUCUU